AUGUUAUGUAAACGAAUUGUUUCUCUAUACACGCGACGUUCUUUAUUAAUCAACCGUGCUUUAGCGCUGACGGUUUUAUCCAGGUGCCUGCACACUAAACCGGAAUCGGAAAGUCCUUCUUCUGAUAUUGCUACUGAUCGCCAGUUGGAAUCCAUUCCCAAAAGUGCAGAAAGAAAAUGGCUUCCGUCCAGUUUGCCAAAUUUUCAGCAGCCCACUUCUGUGAGCCAGGAACCUGAAACCCAGGUUCCGAGCGAUGAAUCGAUUUACCGUGAUUUGAAAUCUAUGUCUGAACUAGCGUUCAUGGACCCUAACAUUCAAGACUAUUUGAAUCAACUAUCGAAGUCGAACUCACCAUGGCUUUCAGAAUCGGCUACCUUUCUGCAAAAGCUAGCACCCUACUUUUAUCUUCCUCCCGAUGUGUUUCUCGAAAAAGCAAAUGCGUAUUUUCAAUAUCGCCUGCUAAAAACCUCUUCCAUCAAUCACCUUGCAUUCGCUAUUUCUGAUGUAUUUUAUUUCUAUUUUAAAAAAAACAAUAAUCGAGGCAUUCACACUCAAGCACAGAAGAUAAUUCCUUUUAUGUCCUUUUUUAUGCAUCUAAACAUGCCCGAAUAUGUUUUUCAUCUAUACAUAUACCUGCCUAAAGAUAUGUCUCGUAAUUUCGAUAUUACCAUGUUAAAUAAUCCAUUUCGCAAAACUUUUGCUCGUGCUUUUUCCCUUAUUGAGAAUCCUCUCAUUGUGUUACGUUCACUUAAUAUGACUGGUCGCAAUACACAUCGUAUAAGAAUUCUUUACUUACAUUAUUUGCAUUUUCUGUUAGAUCAUGGGGAACAUCAAAAAGUUGUUGCCCUCUCGCAUGAAAUUUUUAACAAAUUCAAAUGGAUUGCUUCGGGUCCUACUCGGCUAUUGAUGAACUCUUAUCACCAGCAAAGUCAGUUCAAUGCUGCAGUUCAAGUAUACAACGAAGUCUCGGUUAAGAGUGACAAAGUUGAAUCAAACACGAUACUUUUGAGAGAAUUGUUAAAAGUUGUCACCUCUGCUGGUUAUUAUAAUCGAGACUCAUUUCAUGUAUUCCUCAAAACACUUUUAAAAAUGGGAUACAUUCCUUCUCUCCAAAUUUUCGCAAGGCUUUUAACGGCCGUGGCAAAGUAUCACAUGCCAGAGGUCCUUUAUCCAUUAAUGAAUCAGUACAGAACACAGUUUAACAAUAUGUUAACCCCAAGUGUUUUUGUUGCUGCUGUUAAAGCGGUGGUUUAUUGUGGUGAUAUUAACACCAUCAAGCUGUAUUAUCAAGAAGCACAAGCUUCGGAAGAAAUAAAAAACUUGAAACAUUUGUUUAACUUGUUCAUAACUUCGACAACUGUGAGCCUUGACGCCUCUAUGGCAAUGAAUUUGCUAAGAGCAUUCAAAGACGACAAAUCUUUAAUUGAUAAAUCAACUUUGGUGAGUUGCAUCACCUUAUUUUCACGAAGAAAGGAUUUGGAUGCUAUGGAAAAAGUUUAUAAAUAUAUUACGGAUCUUGGUGUCUCGACUCCCCCCGAAGGAUAUGCAGCACUUUUAGAUGCUUAUAUUGAAGCGGCCAAUGAGAAAAAAAUUCAGUCGUGUCUACAGAAAAUUGAAGAGCUUGGUAUAGGUAAUAACCCUAGUGUGAAUCGCAUGCUUAUGAGGUAUGCGCUUUAUAAAUUUGAUUAUGGCCUAUUGCAAAACUGCACUGCUUUUGCAGAAAAACAUGAUAAAGGAGGACGUGAUUAUUUGUACACAAUAAUGAUGCUCUAUCACACUUCCGUUGGUGAAGUCAGACAAGCUCUUAACGUCUUUUCUACAAUACGAAAACCAAAUGUUGUUCAUUUCUCAAUCGUGGUCACCGUGCUUGGUAAUUUAAAGGAGCUCGAUCAAAUCAAAUUUUUAGAGGAGCGCAUGUCUUCAUUGGGUAUACAGAUGACUCCAUUGUCUUUAACUGCUUUUGUUACAAGUUACUGUAAACAAGGUACCGAAGGUUUGGCAGAGGCCGAACGAUAUAUGAAAUCCGUUUUUCAAACUAAACAGCGAAGAGCUAGUAUCUUUAAUGCACGAACUGCAAACGAUCUUCGUUACCCAGUUUCUUUGUUUUCUCCAUUAAUUCGAGAAUAUACCUCUUUAGGGGAUAUGACAGAAGCAAAGAAUGUUCUUGCUUUGUAUUUAGAUUACCAUUUAAAGAACAUUACUUCACAACCUGACAUCCCUUUUGCUAUCGCUAGUAUGCAGUUAUACUGUUCUUUACACGAUACUUUGCUUGCACGUAGAUUUUGGGAUUUGAUUUUACAGGUCGCUCGACAAAACUUUAUGUCUACAAAAGUUGAGUUAUACAUAUCAGAUAAGAAGGAGCAUGAAGAUGAAGAAGGUAAACUUCUUGAUGCUUACAAAGGAAGUCUUAAUAUGCCAGCCGAGAUAUACUUUUCUUUCUUAGCCAGUGUCAAUGCAUUUCAGGAACUGAAUACAGAAUGGCUUCGAUUAAGGAGGUGGGGUGCUGAAUUUGACGAAGCUAUGUUUAAUAAACGUAUAGUUUGGAUUUUAUACAGCGGUCGAAUAGACAUGGCAUUAACUGAAUUUUGCGAAUAUUUCCUCUCGAAAGAAAAACUGAAUGAACAUGUUGAAGAAGAAGAAAGUAUUUCACGUAUUGCAAAUUUUUUGUUAUCAUAUAAUUCCCCAGUGUAUACAAGUACUUGGGAUGUGCUUCGUGAAAAACUUGCUAUGGCUAAUGAAAAUGGAUAUGUUCGUUCUCGGAACGAAGAGUUGAUGACUGUGCCAAAGUAUUUCCAACAAUGGAAACAAAAAAAUGAAUUGUUGUACACAAUUUUGUCACGACUCUAG
This is a messenger RNA of Schizosaccharomyces osmophilus, 2847 nucleotides long. RefSeq names its product mitochondrial Cox1 translation regulator Ppr4 (gene ppr4). NCBI's taxonomy places the organism in Eukaryota, Fungi, Ascomycota, Schizosaccharomycetes, Schizosaccharomycetales, Schizosaccharomycetaceae. The record is from RefSeq and is a predicted model, not a curated record. Gene Ontology annotation, molecular function: protein binding. The coding region runs from base 1 to 2847 and encodes 948 amino acids. The transcript has a single exon.